CUGGCCGCAUUAAUAGCUUCAAGUACAAAUUCGAUUGGUAUUAUUAGUGUUCGAGCAGAGCCUGAAGUAGGAAAGGAGAGUGAACUCGAGAAUGCGAAUCUAUCCUCUAUAUCUGGAGCCUUACCAAGGCUCCCAUCCUCAUCAGGCUCAGCAUCAGGCUUAUCAGAGCCGAUAUCAGGACGGUCGUCGAUGUCCAAAGCACGCUCAUCCGAGCAACCAUUGUUUGAUCGCUUAUCAUCAACACUAUCGCACAAUUACUCAUCGCUUUUAGAUGUUCUGGCUGGUGUAGCUACUGCUCCAAAUGGUACAUCGCCGAAGACGUUGUCUUCGUUAUAUGGUACUAAAGACUCUCCGCGAAGGGAUCCCUUGCCGUCCUUGGAGUCCAGCUCGACCCGCAACUCUGGCCGGGCGUCCGAGCGAACGCCUUUCCGGCAAGCUGUGAUCCCACAAACUGUUCGCACUUUGUCGCGACUCUCGUCGCCUUCAACCAAAACCGGAAAUACUUCCGGAACAAUUUUGAUCUCAUACCUAGCGGCGAUUAGUCAAUUUCCGAAAAAUUUCUUCGAGUCAUUGAAAAUGAUCUCCGAAAUUGAGGUGGACAGCGUUGAAACGUCAGAAGGUGAAAAGAACUAUGGGUCUUUAUCGAAGUGUUUUCGUACGGAAUUUGAAGGUUCCAUGAUCUCAGGUGCUCUGCAUGUGGCUGUCGAAGAGGUGAAUGCAGACCCGACAAUCUUACCCAAUCAUAAACUCACAUAUAUCUUCAAUAACACUUGCGGAGAUGAACGACAAAGUACUCGUUUCUUCAUGGAACAUUGGGCACAAGGUGCAAAGGCCUUUAUCGGGCCAGAGAUGAACUGUCGAACUGAGGCGACUAUGGCAGCAGCACAGAAUGUACCGAUAAUAUCGCAUAAAUGCAAAGAUCACAUAGUUUCGGAUAAGAGCAAAUAUCCGACGUUCGCGCGAACAGUGCCGGCAGAGACCGAGAUAACAGCAGCAUUCAUAUCGCUGUUCAAGCAUUUCAACUGGCGCAAAUUCUCGAUUAUCUAUGAGCGACACGUCACUAACGAGGAACUCUUCAGCUCCAUUCGAGGUGCCCUUGACGAGGAGAACCUUCAUCUGGGUCCAGAAGAACGUCGCUAUACAGUGUUGAACGUUAGCACUGUGGCUUAUCCAUUUUCAGAGGUCGAGAAAUCGAAUGUGGCACAAAUUAUUGGAGAUACAUAUAAAACAACGCGAAUUUAUCUGACUUUCGGUAAUGUUCGUCUCUUUCGACGGAUUUUGCUGGAAAUGGGUGCACAUGGUCUGAUGGACAGUGGGGAGUAUGCGUUGAUUUAUUUGGAUGCUGAUUACAACUGGUUAAAUCCGUAUCAUGCGAUGAAUAAUCAUUUCUUUAGAGAUACUCUUCUCUCGGUUAGUCAAUCGUGGGACGAUCCAGAUUCGCCGGAUCAGAAGGUUGUGAACUUCUCGAAAUCAGCUCUCGCCGUAAUACCCACUCCGGUAAAAUUGAACACUCCUGAAUUCACGGCAUUCUGGCAGAAAGCAAACCAUUACUUGUCGUUAUUCGGUGUUCAACGACACGAUUCAACAUCUUCGAUUAAGGCGAAUCGCUUUGCAUGCUAUCUGUACGAUGCAGUGAAACUGUAUGCAAUGGCCGUCACUGCAGUUAUAGACGAUACUCCGGCUAGCAGAAUCGCGGCUGGGUAUGAUCCGAUUUCAGAUGGCGAAAGGAUAAUCAGUAAGAUCAUUGGACGAGUUUAUCAUAGUAUACAAGGCUUCGAUAUGCGUAUCAAUAGCCAUGGGGAUGCGCAAGGCAAUUACACUCUGCUGUCACUACAAGAUGUCGAGCCAGUUUUGGAUGCUAAAAAUCCUGACUAUUACCCGCUGAAAAGAGCGUUGACGAUCUCGGCUGACUUUAUCUAUGAUACAUCGCAUGAUUUACCCUUAUUACGAUUCCAACGAGACAUCCAAUGGCCGAAUGGAAUGGCUCCACUGGAUGAGCCCGAAUGUGGGUUUCAUAAUGAGAAAUGCAAAGAAGAUGGUGGCUGGUCAGCGGUAAUAAUGUUCACAACAAUCGCUUUGCUGAUAACGGUUGUCGCGAUCGGAUCAACUUUUGUUUAUAGGAAUCGUAAAUUCGAGCAGGAAUUAUCGAGUAUAUGGAAGAUUGAUCAGAAAGAGAUUGAAAAAAUUGUGCAAUGUAACGAAUCAACCACAUCGUUGUUCGUUGUAGGCGACAGUCGGACAUCCCUUCUAAAUGGCGAUGAAAUGCAUGAAAAACGGUGGUCAGGUCUUCGAGGUGUCGCAUUGUACAAGGGAGCGAUUGUCGCUAUUAAAGAACUUAGCUACGCCCGGAAACCUCGCGAACUGACUCGAGCCACAAAAUUGGAAAUGAAAAUUAUGCGACAGUUGCAUCACGAUAACAUCAAUUCGUUCAUGGGUAUUGUGGUGUGUCCAUCGUCGAUUUGUGUAGUGCGUGAGUUCUGUGCAAAAAGCUCACUGAUGGAUAUACUGCGCAAUCGUGAUCUGAAACUCGAUCAUUUAUUCAUCGCAUCAUUUGUUGAGGAUCUCGUCAAGGGUAUGAUAUAUUUGCAUGAGUCUGAACUGAAGGUGCAUGGUAACCUGAAAUCAACGAAUUGCUUGAUCACAAGUCGUUGGGCACUGCAAGUGGCAGAUUUUGGUUUGCAUGAGCUGCGUGAUGGACAAGAGUGGGUCAGCGAUGAACUAAAGGUAUGA
Messenger RNA from Anisakis simplex (herring worm), 2730 nucleotides. NCBI's taxonomy places the organism in Eukaryota, Metazoa, Nematoda, Chromadorea, Rhabditida, Anisakidae. The record is from the annotation of a GenBank genome assembly.